UCGUGUUGCAGCGAAACCCUAAUCCUCUCCAUUUCCCUAAAAUCUUACCAGAGGUUAAAGUGACGGCGCCGCCCGCUGUCCGCCUUGACCUAGCCGCCGCCGCUGCGUCUUGGCCCUCCAUUUUGUACACUAUACGCUCGUAGGUAGGAACCUUUAAUCUUUGUAGUUGAUAGCAAUGGCGCCAAAGCUUACGAAGGCCGACAAGAAGAUAGCCUACGACCAAAAGCUGUGCCAGCUUCUGGAUGAGUACACGCAGGUUUUGGUGGCGGAGGCGGACAACGUGGGAUCCAACCAACUGCAGAACAUCCGGAAGGGGCUGCGUGGUGACUCUGUGGUUCUAAUGGGUAAAAAUACUAUGAUGAAGAGGACCAUUCGCAUCCACGCCGAGAAAUCGGGAAACCAGGCUAUUCUUAACCUCAUCCCUCUCCUCGUUGGCAAUGUUGGAUUGAUCUUUACCAAGGGCGAUUUAAAAGAAGUUAGUGAGGAGGUUGCCAAGUACAAGGUUGGAGCACCAGCUCGUGUUGGUCUUGUGGCCCCUAUUGAUGUCAUUGUCCCCCCUGGGAACACUGGUCUCGACCCAUCCCAGACCUCUUUCUUUCAGGUGCUCAACAUUCCCACCAAGAUUAACAAGGGAACGGUUGAAAUCAUCACCCCAGUGGAGCUUAUCAAGAAGGGCGACAAAGUGGGUUCCUCCGAAGCUGCACUGCUUUCAAAACUUGGAAUCAGGCCCUUCUCAUACGGUCUCAUUGUUCGGACCGUGUACGAAAAUGGAUCUGUCUUCAGCCCUGAGGUGCUUGACAUGACUGAAGAGGAUCUAAUUGAGAAAUUCGCCUCUGGUGUCGCUAUGGUCACUGCCCUGUCCCUUGCCAUUUCAUACCCGACCCUGGCUGCUGCGCCUCACAUGUUCAUCAACGCCUACAAGAAUGUUUUGGCUGUUGCAGUCGAAACUGACUACUCCUUCCCCCAAGCAGACAAAGUCAAGGAGUACCUUGCAGAUCCUAGCAAAUUUGCAGUUGCAGCUGUUCCUGUUGCAGCUGCUGACUCAGCUGCGCCUGGUGCUGCUGCCCCCAAGGAGGAGGAGAAGAAAGAUGAGCCGGCCGAGGAGUCUGAUGACGAUAUGGGAUUCAGCCUGUUCGAUUAAGGUAUUGUGCUACUUACUGCAGUUGUGUUUUUAUGAACUUUGUCUGGUACUUCAUAGUUUUUUGGGGCCAAUUCAAAUACAUGACAAUGUCUUGUUUUGUGUUCACUUUCAUAUUGCAGACUGCAGAUAGUUGUUUUCUUCUUUUCUGUUCUAAGGUUGUUUUAAUUUAUGAAUUUCAGAUUUUGGCA
Messenger RNA from Andrographis paniculata, 1329 nucleotides. Its product is annotated as 60S acidic ribosomal protein P0. The transcript has 5 exons. Lineage: Eukaryota; Viridiplantae; Streptophyta; Magnoliopsida; Lamiales; Acanthaceae. The record is from RefSeq and is a predicted model, not a curated record. Gene Ontology annotation, biological process: cytoplasmic translation; ribosome biogenesis; ribosomal large subunit assembly. The coding region runs from base 176 to 1141 and encodes 321 amino acids. Gene Ontology annotation, cellular component: cytosolic large ribosomal subunit. Gene Ontology annotation, molecular function: structural constituent of ribosome; large ribosomal subunit rRNA binding.